This is a messenger RNA of Scylla paramamosain (green mud crab), 1654 nucleotides long. RefSeq lists its product as uncharacterized. The transcript has 12 exons. The coding region runs from base 76 to 567 and encodes 163 amino acids. The record is from RefSeq and is a predicted model, not a curated record. NCBI's taxonomy places the organism in Eukaryota, Metazoa, Arthropoda, Malacostraca, Decapoda, Portunidae.
CAGGUGUGUGGUGGACAGACAGGUGUGUUUGGGUGUACCUGCGCCUCCUUCUUGCCGCAGUAGGACGUCGCCCUAAUGAAGACAUCGCCGCCAGGAGCCUCGAGGUAUUUAUUAGGCCCCUCAGCCGGCAUCCCGAUGAGCCCUCGAUGCGCCGAUAAGAGCCCUUGGUAUUCCCGCGAGGAGGGAAGGGAACGCAGACGGGACCUUCUACCUUGGAGGGUUUGCAAGAACGUCAAUGACCUGCCUCUGUGUUUCAAGGAGUCAACUGGAUUCCACUGCCGCCUGUUUUCCCACUCGCCUCCUGCUUGUCAGUACAAGGAUGUCGCCAUGUGGUCUUUUCUUCAUUAUCAGGACGGAAGGGGAGGUGGAAGAGAGGAAAGGAAAAGAAAUGGAAGAGGAGAUAAAAUAGUGCUGAGAGAAAUGGCAGGUGCACAGGCGUCACCUAAGGGACUCCGAGGGCGCCGCCAAGCACCUUGUCAAGUUCUGCGCCUUGAUCUUAUCCAUCCCUCCUUGUACGCUCCGUCUUUCCUACCUGCCUACCUGCCUGCCUGGUUACCUGGUGCCUAGUAGAUGGAAGACCUGUACUUAAAUGUGUGAUGUCUUCAAGAGAUUUGACUAAGGAUUCUGCCAGGCAGCCUCCCAGAAGUGGAUCCGCUCGUCUAAAGGUUGCUCCUGGUCAUCGCGUUCCGAACUCUCUUUACGCUUCGUUUGUCAGUAUUGAGGCUUGAUUUAUGGAGGAGCGUCAAAUUAGUGUCAAUAAGCAGGACAGGGCGUUACCUUGAUCCAGGACAUCUGUACACUCCAUCCACACUCCAUCACAGAUUGUAGUUGCUGUUCGGGGACCACGCUCCUCGCCUUCUGCAUCUCCGCCUCGUCCACCUCAUCCGCCGUCUCCAGCAGGUCUUACCAGUUGUGGAGUUGGGACAGGAAUGACGAGCAACAGAGAAGCACUGAAAGAAAAAGAAGAAAAUGAAGGAGAGCAAGCACAGGAAGGCAAGGCUUGUGAAGGGAACGUCUGAGUACAUGCGCGAUUUAAGCAGAAGAAUGAGUGAUGUCUCAACCCGAUGUUCAGAGACUCAUAAAACCCUGCGCAGCCCUAAUAAGCUCGGUCAUUGGGCCUCCUUUAGCCUCCCUCCCUCUGCCGCCUCCACCUUCCAUCUCUCCUUCCCUACCCUGAAGGAGUGAAUGGACUGGACGCUUGCCAAAUGCCUCCUCCGUGCUUCGUCGGCGCUGCACGUGUUGAGUAUCCAGGCAAAAACUAUUUACUAGCUCACAAGUAUCGUGGAGGUGGUUCGUAUGUAAAAAAUGUGCUGCUUUCGUCCGGACUUAUGCAAACUGUGGCCAGCAUGUGAAGAAGCAGAGAGGAGCUUUUCACCUAGAGCCAGUGAGAUCAAGAAGCACCACGGCGCACUCUCGAGCAGAAGAACAAAGUUCACCACACUCACGGCAAGUCUUGCUUGGCUUCUGCUUGUGUAGCAAGAUUUAGUUAAUAUGGGCAUGUUUUUUUUUUUUAUUCACCUAAUGAUUGUGAGCUGAAGAUCAAAAUUCACUGAAUGUCAAUUAUGUAUAACGCAAAAAAGGCAAGAAGAUCAAAAUUCAUUGUAUGUCAAUUUGUAUAACGCAAAAAGGCAAGAAAGUAAAAUUCCUUUGAUUU